Messenger RNA from Ceraceosorus guamensis, 588 nucleotides. RefSeq lists its product as hypothetical. The transcript has 2 exons. The record is from RefSeq and is a predicted model, not a curated record. Lineage: Eukaryota; Fungi; Basidiomycota; Exobasidiomycetes; Ceraceosorales; Ceraceosoraceae. The coding region runs from base 1 to 588 and encodes 195 amino acids.
AUGGACCUUGCUGCUCUUCACGCAGAGAACAAGGACCUCAAGCGCAAGACCAAAGAACUUGAAGUGCCUCAAGUGCUGAUAGUUGGCGCCGCAACCAUUGAAGCUGAAUUAUUGACGACUCAACCGCAAGUCUGCGAGAGUCAUCAGCUGUUCAACGCUCAGUUUUGUGACAAGCUGAACAAGCACAUUGAUAAGUACGUCAAAAUUGUUGAGGAGCAGCAGCAUCAGACUUCGACGGUUCUGCAGCACACCCAGGACCUUAUCAAAGAGAAAUUUGUUGAGACCACGCACGCCGUCUGUCGCAUUAUCAACAUGCUGGGCAAUGGCUUGGGCGCUCACGCAAUCUGCAGCAAGGAGACUGUGCACAAGUGGAUGGAUGGUAAAAAACUUUGCCAUGGAGAGAUGCGCAAGGCGCAGAGGGAGCUUUGCAAGGCCAAGGUGGAGAAGCGCCACCGAGAGAAGAGCCACCAAGAGAGGUUGGCACUUUGCAAGAUCAAGGAGGUAGACGCGAUCGGCGCCCAAGUCCUGCGCAAGGUUUCGCACUUCACCACGUUUCUCCAAGGACUUGAGGAGCAGAUCGGCCACUGA